AAAGUGGAAAAAUACUAUGCUUUUGAGAUCCCAGAUGUUCCAGCAAAAUCUGAGUACUUAGAAGUUAAAUAUUCGGCUGAAUGCCCUCGUCUUCCCCAGGAUCUGAAAGGACAAACGUUUUCACAUGUAUUUGGAACUAACACCUCUAGCCUGGAACUUCUCUUGAUAAGUAGGAAGAUCAAAGGACCAUGCUGGCUGGAAAUAAAAAAUCCACAGCCUUCAAAUCAAUCGGUCAGCUGGUGUAAGGUGGAGGCUGUGGCCAUGAAGCCUGGCUUGGUGAAUGUGGUUAAAGAUCUUUCUCCUCCUCCUCCUCCUCUCGUGAUCAUGUCCCUCAGUAUGAAGACCACUCAGAACCCAAAGACUCACCAGAAUGAGGUUGUGGCUGUUGCAGCUCUGAUUCAUCAGAAAUUUCCUUUGGAUAAGGCUCCACCUCAGCCUCCUUUUCAGACACACUUCUGUGUUGUUUCCAAACCGAAUGAUUGCAUUUUUCCUUAUGACUUCAAAGAAGCUGUUAAAAAGAAGAAUGCUAAAAUAGAAAUUGCUGCAACAGAGAGAACACUGCUGGCAUUCUUCCUUGCGAAGAUUCACAAAAUUGACCCAGAUGUUGUUGUGGGUCACAAUAUUUAUGGAUUUGAUCUGGAAGUGCUGCUUCAAAGAAUUAAUGUGUGCAAAGUCCCUCACUGGUCCAAGAUAGGUCGACUGAGGAGGUCCAAUAUGCCAAAGCUUGGGGGUCGAGGAGGGUUUGCUGAAAGGAAUGCUGCCUGUGGUCGAAUGAUCUGUGAUGUAGAAAUUUCUGCAAAAGAAUUAAUUCGUUGCAAAAGUUACCAUUUGACUGAACUGGUCCAUCAGAUUUUGAAAACAGAGAGGAUAACAAUUCUGCCCGAGGAAAUUCAAAAUAUGUACAGUGAUUCUCCUCGCUUAAUGUUCAUGCUCGAAAACACCUGGACAGAUGCCAAGUUCAUUCUCCAGAUCAUGUGUGAGCUGAAUGUUCUGCCACUGGCGCUUCAAAUAACAAACAUCUCUGGGAAUGUCAUGUCAAGGACAAUGAUGGGUGGACGAUCUGAACGUAAUGAGUUCUUGCUCCUUCAUGCAUUUCAUGAAAAAGACUACAUCGUGCCAGACAAACAAGUUUUUAAAAAGCCUCCGCAGAAGCUGGUGGAUGAAGAUGAAGAUUUUGAAGAUCAGAAUAAAUCAAAGAUAGGGAAAAAGAAAGCAGCAUAUGCUGGGGGCUUAGUCUUGGAUCCCAAAGUCGGUUUUUAUGACAAGUUUAUUUUGCUUCUCGACUUCAACAGCUUGUACCCAUCAAUUAUCCAGGAGUUUAACAUCUGCUUUACCACUGUGCAGCGACUGUCGUCAGAAGCACAAAAAAGGGCAGAGGUCGAAGAAGAGGAAGAAAUUCCAGAGCUUCCGGACCCAUCUCUGGAAAUGGGAGUUUUGCCUAAAGAAAUCAGGAAACUGGUGGAGAGAAGGCGCCAAGUUAAGCAGUUAAUGAAACAGCCAGAUUUAAAUCCUGACCUUUAUUUACAGUAUGAUAUCAGACAGAAAGCUUUGAAACUCACUGCUAACAGUAUGUAUGGCUGUCUGGGAUUCUCCUACAGCAGAUUCUAUGCUAAGCCUUUGGCUGCUUUGGUGACGCACAAAGGGAGAGAG
Messenger RNA from Leptosomus discolor (cuckoo roller), 1650 nucleotides. NCBI's taxonomy places the organism in Eukaryota, Metazoa, Chordata, Aves, Leptosomiformes, Leptosomidae. The record is from RefSeq and is a predicted model, not a curated record.